AAUGUCCCGACCCCCAAAUCGGACGUGGAGAGCGCUCCAAAUGAGGGGGCCACAUUGGAAAUAGUGACCGUCGGCCUAAAUGGGCGACUUUCUCGGAUUCGACUCGGCUCAGUGAAGGCAGCAGAAGCCAAAGACACUCUCCCUUUCCUUUUUGUUUUCUUCUCACGACCCUAUAGUAGGCUUGUUCUCUGUUUGGCUUGUUCCUCAUUCCCCGGUUACAUUUUUCAGCCUUUGAGCAAACACGCCAUGGCGUCUUCAACGCAUCCUUCAGCCACAAACGGACUACCCACGACCGCUAACGGCAAUGGCAAGACCGUCUCUCAUGGCCUCGAUAUUGUCAUUAUUGGCGCCGGAAUUGGUGGGCUGACCGCCGCCAUCUAUCUCCGGUACCAGGGCCACAGGGUGACGGUGCUGGAGCAGUCUCGCUUUGCAAACGAAGUCGGAGCGGCCAUGCAUCUAGCCCCGAACUCGAACGGGUUGCUGAGACGGAUUGGUAUAUUUGCCGAGAGGGUGAAUGCCAACUUGAUGGAACAUGUCACCGAAUAUGACGCAGAAAACAAGCUGCUGCGAGAUGUUGACCUAGCAGAGCCCAACAAACUUUGGCAGCAUCCUUGGCACUUGGUCCAUCGCGUACAUCUGCACGAGGAGCUCAAGCGGCACGCUACUUCUCCUGAUGGAGAUGGAGUGCCCGUUGUUCUAAGAACCAGCAGCCGUGUUGCUGAUAUUGACGCUGCCAGUGCCACCGCUACUCUAGAGAGCGGGGAGCGUGUGCAUGGCGAUGUCCUAAUCGGCGCCGACGGGGUGCAUUCUACAGCUCGUCCUAAGGUUCCCGGGGGCGAUAUCACCACCAAAGCGUCCGGCAAGAGCGCAUUUCGGUUCCUCGUUCCCCGCGAAGUUGCGAUGAAUGACCCGUUGACGGCACAGUUCGCAUCGAGAAACGGCCAGCUGAUCAUCUGGUACGGCCAGGAUAGGCGUGUGAUUAUGUACCCAUGCGACUCGAACAGACAACUCAACUUUGUAUGCGUCCACCCCAAAGAGGAGAAAUGGAAUACCACGGCGAACAAGAUCAAACUGCUUGAGGUGUACAAAAACUUCGAUGCCUCGCUCCUGGCACUCCUAAAUAAGGCGGAAGCAGAGACGCUCAAGGUCUGGGAGCUCUUGGACAUGGAUGUUCUCCCAACCUGGGUCGAGGGUCGCCUGGCACUUCUUGGGGAUGCCGCUCAUCCAUUCCUUCCCCAUCAGGGACAGGGGGCUGGCUGCGCAAUGGAAGAUGCGGCCUCUCUAGCUGCUGUCCUGCAACGAGGCACCACGGCGGAAGAUGUUCCCGAACGGCUGCGGCUGUAUGAGAAUAUCCGCAUGCAGCGCGCCAACCGGGUGCAGGAGUACUCACGACUGGCUGGGCGUGACCUCGGGGAGAAGAAACUGGACAUGAUGGAGUACACCAAUUACAAUUUUGGGCACGAUGAAUGGGACAAUUCCACGAAUCUAUUCCGCAAAUGGGGCUGGGCCCGGAAACCACAUCUCUACUGGAGAAUGCCUGUUUCGUUCGGCCCCUUCCCCGGCCCACGUCAGACCUUUGACGGCAAGCCAAGAACGGCGACUCACUCAACCUUCACCACCGCCUCGAUCAAGUUCAAGACAUCUCGUACUCUCCUGCAGAAUCUCUUCCCCUCACCAUCGUUCCGCUUCAAGACCCCCGGCACGGUCGCAUACGCCAGCUUCUCGCAGACCACGCUGAACAAGAUGGAGUGGCUUGGUGGCUCCGGGUACCGCCACUUGGGCCUCUACAUCCACGGCGUGCAGUACGUCAAGGACAACGGGGACACGGUUGACGGCACCUUCUUGCCCGUGUUGUUCGAGAGUCUGACAGAUCCCAUCGUCAGCGGGCGAGAGGAGCUGGGGAUGCCGAAGCUCUACUGCUCCAUCGACGUGUGGCGUCGCGAGAAGAGCUACAGGAUACAGACGGGUUGGCAAGGAGCCAACUUCGGCUCCCUGGUCCUGGAGGGCUUGACUGAAGUGGAUCCGGGCGAAGAUAAGGGGACCAUCGGAGGUGAAGACGACGAGGGGAUCUUUGCGUACAAGUACAUCCCCAGCGUGGGAGAGCGUGGCAAGGCGGAUGUGCAGCACGCGACGUUUGUCCCGCACGCCGAGGAGUCAAAGGUCGUUCCUAGUAGGGUCGAGAAGGUGUACCAGGCCCGGAAAGGAACCGUGUCGUUUGAUCCUCUCGACUGGGAGGCACUCCCAACGCUGCACCACGUCAUAUCAAGACUGGCCGAGAUCCCUGUCUACGAGGUUAUCAGCGGGAAGGUAGUUGAAGGGGUGGGUGUCCCGGAUGUUUCGAGUGCGAGAAGGAUGGAUUGA
Phialemonium atrogriseum is the source of this 2361-nucleotide messenger RNA. RefSeq lists its product as uncharacterized. Gene Ontology annotation, molecular function: lyase activity; FAD binding; monooxygenase activity. The transcript has 6 exons. The record is from RefSeq and is a predicted model, not a curated record. Lineage: Eukaryota; Fungi; Ascomycota; Sordariomycetes; Cephalothecales; Cephalothecaceae. The coding region runs from base 247 to 2361 and encodes 704 amino acids.